AUGGAGCGAAAUGUAGAGGAGGCUUUGGAGCGGGCAGGUGAUAUUAUUGAGACUGUCCAGCAGCAGCCCCCUCCAGCGAGACCCGCAUCUAAUGGGGAAAAAUCUCUUCAGGAAAAACUGUAUGACAUUUAUGUUGAGGAAUGUGAAAAAGAGCCUGAGGCAGAGGGCCUUCGGAGCAAUGUCAACUUGCUAGAGAAGCUGAUGAAGAGAGAAGCGUUGCCAUGUUUAGUGGUCAACCUGUACCCCGAAAAUCAGGGCUAUUCUCUCAUGCUCAAGGACAAAGAUGGAGCCCUUAUAGAGCCCCUUCCAGUGUCUUAUGUAGGACAGAAACUGCUUGAAUAUUUGGAUGCUGAAGAGUUACCUUCUUUUCUGAUUGAUGUCCUGGAAAAGUCUCCUGUGAAUGUUUUUCACCAUGGGUGUGUCAUAGCAGAAAUCCGAGACUUCAGGCAGUGCGGUAGCAUCUACCCUCCUGAGGAGCCUGGUCCAGAGCCUGCUGCGUCGUCUACUGUGCCCUCUCUUGCUUACCAAACUCGGCAUAUUCUCUUACGGCCAACCAUGCAGACUCUAGUGAGUGACGUAGAGUCCAUAACAAAUGACAACCGUCAGUGGACCCAGGAAGAAAAACUUGAGCUUGAGAGCCAACUGCUCUUAGCUACAGCAGAGCCACUGUGCCUGGAUCCCUCUGUUGCUGUCUCCUGCACGACCAACAGACUGUUGUUUAAUGAGCAGAAGAUGAUGACAGACUCCAUGAAACAAAGCUUCACGAGUCAUGAGUGGCCCUAUCAAGAACUGGAGGGAGAUAAGUAUAUACGUACAAGUCCUCCUGAUGUUACAACAAUGAUUGCGUGCAGAAAACGAGCAGAGAGAAAACCAGGUGACUAUGACCUGAAGAUUGCUGAGGCAGGAAAGUGUGUGGAUAUGUGGAAGCAGAGACCCUGUGAGUUGGUGGCCCCUUCAGAGGUGGACGUGCAGAAAUAUGCUAGAGGAAAGCCGUCCGUGUCCCACGAUGACUCAGUAUCAACAACCUGGCCAGCUCCGGAGGUAAAAUAUAGUUAUGUAUUUGAUUGUGAAGAGGGCAGUCAGCCAUGGGAAACAAAGCCAAGUAUGACUCAGUCCCUUAGUGACCCAUUUUUUUUCUCCUGA
Molecule: messenger RNA, 1143 nt
Organism: Peromyscus californicus insignis
Lineage: Eukaryota; Metazoa; Chordata; Mammalia; Rodentia; Cricetidae
Product: transcription factor SPT20 homolog
Exons: 1
Coding region: 1-1143 (380 amino acids)
Biological process (GO): regulation of transcription by RNA polymerase II
Cellular component (GO): SAGA complex
Molecular function (GO): transcription coregulator activity
Source: RefSeq, a predicted model, not a curated record